Daucus carota subsp. sativus is the source of this 1671-nucleotide messenger RNA. Its product is annotated as pentatricopeptide repeat-containing protein At1g31430. The record is from RefSeq and is a predicted model, not a curated record. The coding region runs from base 1 to 1671 and encodes 556 amino acids. Gene Ontology annotation, molecular function: protein binding; RNA binding. NCBI's taxonomy places the organism in Eukaryota, Viridiplantae, Streptophyta, Magnoliopsida, Apiales, Apiaceae. The transcript has a single exon. Gene Ontology annotation, cellular component: intracellular membrane-bounded organelle. Gene Ontology annotation, biological process: RNA modification.
AUGUGUAUGCCACUAGAAGCAUUACUAGUGUCUCUCAAAGCACCAUCCCACUGCAUUAAAAAGCUUGAUCAAACACUCGCUCAAUCCAUUAUAACUGGUCUCAUCUACACCAACAAAGCAUGGAACACCAUUCUUAGAGCUUACUCCAAAUCCAACAAACCCAUUCAAACUAUCAUCAUUUACAACCACUUUAUUCAAUCCAACUCUAUCUACCCAGAUAAAUACACCUACCCAGUUAUUAUUUCAGCUUCUACGCGCCUUCAUUGUGUGCCUAAAGGGGUGGAAACUCAUGCACGUGGCGUAAAAGUUGGUGUGGAUUUUGAUUUGUAUGUGCAGAAUGCACUCAUUCAUUUUUAUGGUGCUACGGGACAGGUGAUGAAUGCACGUAAGGUGUUUGGUGGAAUGUGUGAGAGAGAUGUCACUAGUUGGAAUACUAUUAUAGGGAGUUACAGUGGUGGAGCAAGUUUAGGGGCUGAAACGAUGGAUUUGUUUCGGGUUAUGGUUCGUGUUGGUUUUCGGGCUGAUCGGAUAACAAUGGUGAUUCUAUUGACAGUUUGCGGAGAAAUAAAGGGACUAGAGUUUGGGAGGUUGAUCCAUGGUUAUAUUGUUAAGAUGGGGAUGGAAUGUGGAUUGAAUGUAGGAAAUGCAUUGUUAGAUAUGUAUGCGAAAUUUGGACAGAUGAGUACAUUGUUGAAACAGUUUAAUGACAUGCGCGAAAGAAGAGAUGUUGUGUCGUAUACAAUAUUGGUUAAUAGUUAUAUAGAGAUAGGGAGGAUUGAUAGGGCUCGUGAAAUUUUUGAUGACAUGGCUGAGAAAGACAUUGUUAUGUGGAACUCGAUGAUUCAUGGUUAUGUGAGGGAGAAGCGGCCAGAGGAAGCUUUGGAGCUUCUUGUUUGUAUGGAGGAUGAAUCGGUACAGGUAGAUGAGAACACUAUUGUUAGUUUGCUUGCAGCUUGCUCUAGUUUGUCGAACCUUAAAUAUGGAAGAUACAUUCAUCGACUCUCCCUCAGAAACAAUAUCAAACAAGAUCUAUUUGUUGAAACAGCUCUAAUUAAUAUGUAUUUCAAGUGUGGGGGACUCGAGGAUGCUAUGAUUAUUUUCUUUAAAAUGAAAUUUAAAGAUGUUUUUACGUGGACAACAACAAUUGAAGGACUUGCCAGGUCUGGAUUGGAAACGAAAGCUUUGGAACUUUUUAAGCAAAUGGAGAAACAAGGAACUAGGCCAAAUGAGGCCACCUUUGUUUCCAUACUAACAGCAUGCAGACAAGCAGGACUUGUUGAUGAUGGCUGUCGCUUGUUUAAAAGGAUGAUAGAAGUCUACAGAAUUCAACCUAGUAUGGAGCAUUUCACCAGUCUAGUAGAGCUGUUAAGUAAAGCCAGGAUGUGGCAUCAGGCUGAGGAGUUUAUUAGCUUCAUUGUACCGCAAGAAAGGCUAGCAGCUUACAAGACUCUGCUUAGUGCUUGUAUGAGUUGCUCGGAAAUUAAUCUAGGACUGAAAAUCGCAGAUAAAAUCCUACAGUCGGGUUCAGUUAGUCACGAGGUUUAUGUCCUGUUAUCAAACUUCUAUGCUGGAGCAGGUCUCUGGUAUAAGGUUGAAGAGACUAGAAAAGUUAUGAAAGACUUCAAUAUGAAAAAGCAGACAGGUGUUAGCUACAUAGAACUUAUGUCCUAA